Microthlaspi erraticum is the source of this 345-nucleotide messenger RNA. The record is from the annotation of a GenBank genome assembly. NCBI's taxonomy places the organism in Eukaryota, Viridiplantae, Streptophyta, Magnoliopsida, Brassicales, Brassicaceae.
AUGCCGUCGACGCAGUCCUUGACCGUCGCAGCUAAGACGCUACGAAAUCGGAUCUUCUCACGGUCCGGAUCUACAUCCGCCGGCCCGAGUCGGUGGGCGACGCCGGGUCACGAGGAGCGGCCCAAGGGUUACUUCAUGAAUCGAACUCCUCCGGCACCGGGACAUUCGCGCAAAUGGGAAGACUGGGAGCUUCCCUGUUACAUCACCAGCUUCCUCACGAUUGUCAUCCUCGGCGUCGGACUCAAUGCCAAACCCGAUCUUUCCAUCGAGACUUGGGCUCAUCAGAAAGCUCUGGAGCGCCUCGAGAUGGAGAAGCUCGCGUCCGUCGGAGAUUCGUCCGAUUAA